Messenger RNA from Gracilinanus agilis (Agile Gracile Mouse Opossum), 1373 nucleotides. RefSeq names its product dual specificity protein phosphatase 13-like. The coding region runs from base 501 to 1136 and encodes 211 amino acids. The transcript has 4 exons. The record is from RefSeq and is a predicted model, not a curated record. Gene Ontology annotation, biological process: protein dephosphorylation; negative regulation of MAPK cascade. Lineage: Eukaryota; Metazoa; Chordata; Mammalia; Didelphimorphia; Didelphidae. Gene Ontology annotation, cellular component: cytoplasm. Gene Ontology annotation, molecular function: MAP kinase phosphatase activity; protein tyrosine/serine/threonine phosphatase activity.
UUUCUACAUAAUAAUAAAGGCUUGAAAAGAAUACCCACACAUUUUUAAAUCCUCUUGGCCAAGGAUUAGUCUCCUACAGCUUUCCCUGGCUCUUCCUCCCACUUCCCAACAAUCAUUGACACAUACCAUAUAUAUAGCCCAGGCUAUGACUGGACCAGCCAUCUCCUUAGCAUGUGGAGUGCUGGUGUUGGGUCAGAGGGGGUGGAGGCAGGGGUCUGGUGCCAGGACUGCCAGACUAGGCUCAGUCUCGUGCUCUGCCAUGCCAUCCCCUCGGCACCUUCCCCUCCUGGGAAUGAACGGGACUGAUGGCCCUGGGUAGGGUAAGAAGAGGAGGGCGGAAGGGGGGAAGCGGAUCAUGGUUUAUAAUUAAACACAAAUUCAAAAUAGAAGCAGCCUCAACAGAGCAGAGACAGGCAGUUGGGAACCUGCCUAUCGGGAGACCGUAGCCAGUGCCUGGAACCAGGCUAGGCCCUCUCCACAGGGCCCGCACAAGGACAGCAAUGGGAUGCCCUCCCCUGUUUUCCAGGAUGGAUUCACUGCAGAGACAGGACCUGCGGAGGCCCAAGAUCCAUGGGGCAACCCGAGUUAGCACCCAGAACCUCGCCCCCUACCAGACACCCACUUUGGCCUACCUGCAGCGCCUGCUGUGGAUUCGAAGGGCCACCUCAAUGAGCCACAUCAAUGAGGUCUGGCCCAACCUCUACCUGGGAGACGCAUACGCAGCCCGGGAUAAGAGCAAACUGUGCCAGCUGGGUGUCACCCACAUUGUGAAUGUGGCUGCUGGCAGGUUCCACGUUGACACGGGCACCAAAUUCUACCGAGGGAUGCCCGUGGAUUAUUAUGGGAUUGAGGCUGAUGACAAUCCCUUCUUUGACCUUAGCAUUUACUUUCUGCCUGCAGCAAGAUACAUCAGAACAGCUCUCAGCAAUCAAGGCCGUGUAUUUGUGCACUGUGCCAUGGGGGUCAGCCGGUCUGCCACACUUGUCCUGGCUUACCUCAUGAUCUGUGAAAAUAUGACCCUGGUAGAGGCCAUUCAGACUGUGCAGACCCACCGAGACAUUUGCCCCAACUCAGGUUUCCUCAGGCAGCUCCAGGUCCUGGACAGUCGGCUGGGGCGGGACAUGGGGAGACUCUGACUCGUCAGGUAGCUGGGAAUAGAGACCCGUUAGGGGGUCUCUUCCUUCUACUUGCAUUGAAGAAGACUGGCAACCUUCACUGUUUACAAAUGGACCCUGAGAUGUAAAUAUCAAACGUAGGGGCAUCAGAUGGCAGGGGUGGGGAAAGGUUGAGAGUUGACGUUUAACAGGUGAAUUUGCUCAACAUGUUAAAAAAAGAUUCUUUAUGAGUAGAAAGUUUGGUCUCAAUCUAUAAUA